Messenger RNA from Formica exsecta, 1504 nucleotides. It is a transcript of the gene BckdhB, whose product is annotated as 2-oxoisovalerate dehydrogenase subunit beta, mitochondrial. The record is from RefSeq and is a predicted model, not a curated record. NCBI's taxonomy places the organism in Eukaryota, Metazoa, Arthropoda, Insecta, Hymenoptera, Formicidae. Bases 186 to 1304 code for a protein of 372 amino acids. Gene Ontology annotation, molecular function: catalytic activity. Gene Ontology annotation, biological process: branched-chain amino acid catabolic process; response to nutrient. The transcript is spliced from 8 exons.
UGUAUGCAUGUCGAAAGAAGCAGUUCCCGUUCGGUCAAAGAGCGCGUGCACGCGUACGCGCUCGACUUCGUGGCUGUUUACAAAAUUUACACGUGAUGCUUUAUGGCAAGAUAUCGCAUUAUAUGCAAAUAAAGAUAAGACCCGCGACCCCGUGUACGCAAGCAAAAUAGAGCUCCGAGCGAGAAAUGAUGUCCAAUAAGUUGAGUGCGCGGCUGCGGAAUGCUGGAAAAAAACUACUUUUGAGCCUAAAUUCCGCCGAACGCAAGCAUGUCAGGUCGGCGCACUUUACGUAUUUCCCGUGCAAGAGGCCGAAUAUCACCGGUGAGACUCAAAAGCUGAAUAUGUAUCAAGCUAUAAAUCACGCUCUUACUCUUGCAUUGGAAAACGAUUCACGUUCAGUGAUAUUUGGUGAAGAUGUAGCAUUCGGAGGUGUCUUUCGUUGCACGAUGGAUUUGAAGAAACAUUUCGGCGCUAAUCGUGUCUUUAAUACGCCUCUCUGUGAGCAAGGAAUUGUGGGUUUUGGAAUUGGCUUAGCCAAUACCGGAAUAACGGCAAUUGCCGAAAUACAAUUUGCGGAUUACAUAUUCCCUGCCUUCGAUCAGUUGGUAAACGAAGCGGCUAAAAUGAGAUACCGAAGCGGUAGUAUGUUUGACUGUGGUAAACUUACGGUUCGUGCACCUUGCGGAGCAGUUGGUCAUGGUGGCCUUUAUCAUUCUCAAAGUCCGGAAGCUUAUUUCGCACAUACUCCCGGCUUGAAGAUUGUCGUGCCUCGUGGAGCAAUGCAUGCGAAAGGAUUACUAUUGAGCUGCAUAGAUGAACCAGAUCCUUGCAUUAUAUUUGAACCUAAAAUUCUAUAUCGCAUAGCGGUGGACGAAGUACCCGUAGCACAUUACAAGAUCGAAAUUGGCAAGGCUGAAAUUGUAAGAAAAGGUGACGCCGUGACACUCGUAGGCUGGGGCACUCAAGUGCACGUGCUGUUGGAAGUGGCUGAUCUAGUCCAGGAGAAGCUCGACGUAUCCUGCGAGGUGAUAGACCUCAUUUCCAUUCUACCUUGGGAUGCGGAACUCGUAUGCAAGUCGGCGAGGAAAACCGGGCGCGUGAUUAUCGCCCACGAAGCGCCGAUGACGAACGGAUUUGGAGCAGAAAUAGCUGCGACUGUACAGGCGGAGUGCUUCUUGUAUUUGGAGGCGCCGGUUCAAAGGGUCACAGGAUGGGACUGUCCCUUCCCAUAUAUCUUUGAGCCGUUUUACUUACCGGACAAGUGGCGUUGCUUUGCAGCUGUCCGAGAUAUCUUGAAGUACUAAAGAACUACGGUUGUUGCAGUACGCUGCUGUGUGUGGAAAAGGAUUACAACCUAUUGUCCGCAAAGUGUUCAUUGGAAAACAUAUUUUAUAUUAUUAAUUUUUUAUAAUUUACUAUUCUUCAUUUAUCUACUAUCUUACUAUCUCAUAAUUUUUUUUUAUACACAUUGUUUUUAUGUAAAAUAUAUUUUAUAAUUUCGAUG